AUGAAAAUUAUUUACAACUUGGGAGAAACUAGUUCAGUAUAUUUAAAAUGUUUCGUUUCCUCUUUUAAGGAUGGGAAAUCGGUAUUAGAUAGUACUACUACUACUACUACUACUACUACUACUACUACUACUACUACUACUACUACUACUACUACUACUACUACUACUACUACUACUACUACUACUACUACUACUACUACUACUACUACUACUACUACUACUACUACUACUACUACUACUACUACUACUACUACUACUACUACUACUAUUCCAA
This is a messenger RNA of Schistosoma turkestanicum, 274 nucleotides long. The record is from the annotation of a GenBank genome assembly. Lineage: Eukaryota; Metazoa; Platyhelminthes; Trematoda; Strigeidida; Schistosomatidae.